AACAAGAAUACAUUAUUGAGGUGGGUUCGGAUCUGUUCCAAAACAUUUGAGAGAGGCAGAAGAAGAAGAAGAAAAGAUGGUGGGACCAGUGAGACCUCAGUUUGUGCUCUUUGGUUCUUCCAUUGUUCAGCUCAGUUACUCUCUCCAAGGUUGGGGCGCUAUUCUUGCUCAUUUGUAUGCUCGCAAGGCGGAUAUAAUUCUGCGAGGAUACUCUGGUUGGAAUUCAAGGCGUGCUGUGCAAGUUCUGGAUGAAAUUUUCCCUAAGAACGCCACUGAGCAACCAGAUUUGGUAAUUGUGUACUUUGGUGGUAAUGAUUCUCUUCUUCCACAUCCAAGUGGUCUUGGUCAACAUGUACCUCUCCAAGAAUACAUUGAAAAUAUGAGAAAGAUUGGUACCCAUCUAAAGAGCCUUUCAAAGAAGACUCGCCUUAUAUUUCUCAGUGCUCCUCCUGUCAAUGAGGCACAAAUUUAUGGAACCAGUGUGCCACUGGGGCAGCGAUUAAGGAACAACGAAUCAUGUCAAAAAUAUUCAGAAGUAUGUUUGAAGCUGUGCCACGAGAUGAACAUCAAGGCAAUUGAUCUAUGGUCUGCACUCCAGAAAAGGGGUAACUGGAGAGAUGUUUGUUUCACGGAUGGAAUUCAUCUUACUUCUGAGGGGAGCAAUAUAGUGGCAAAAGAGAUCUUGAAGGUCAUCAAAGAAGCAGAGUGGGAACCUUGCCUGCACUGGAAUUCAAUGCCAACUGAAUAUGGAGAAGAUUCACCUUAUGAUCCUGUUGGCCCUGAUGGAAAGACAACUGUGAAUGUCUCCAACUGGACCUUCCUUGAAACUAAGGAAUGGGACUAGAGUGAUGUGUAUUUGAAAACUAUAGACAUGCCCCUAUUCAUAGAAGCCUAAGCAAUAAUCACAAAAUAACUGGAAUUUAUAUAGAACUGUGGCUAAAGAAAAAUAUAUUGUUCUUAGUUCACAUAUCUGCAUCAUUUGUCACUGGUUUUUCACCAUGUGAGUGGGAUGAUUUGGUGACUGUAAUUGCACUUUGAUUGAGCUAAUUGCCUAGUUAUUUUCACCAUUUUAUGGUUGUCUUUCACUAAGGUUAUACACAAUAGUUGGAUAGGUGGGGGCACAUUAUAGAAACAAAAGUCACAUGAUCAAUUGUGGGCCUGUAUCUGUGUAUGACAAUAUUUUUUCAUUUUGUGCAACUUGUGUAUGGCUUAUAUGCUUUGUAAAUGACAUUA
Messenger RNA from Glycine soja, 1233 nucleotides. Its product is annotated as GDSL esterase/lipase CPRD49-like. Lineage: Eukaryota; Viridiplantae; Streptophyta; Magnoliopsida; Fabales; Fabaceae. The record is from RefSeq and is a predicted model, not a curated record. The transcript has 6 exons. Bases 77 to 844 code for a protein of 255 amino acids.